AUGGAGAAGACGAUAGAGCCCGUUACUCUUCCUCUCGAGCUGCUUGAAGAGAUUAUACACUUCUCUAUCCGUGUACGUUCACUCAAGGGAGCCCUCAGGUUAAGACUUGUCAAUCGGCAUUUCAGAACUCUUAUCGAAGAGAACAUGUUUCGUACACGGUUUCUUGACGAAUCAGUGCAUGCCAUGCGAGAGAAAGGUAAUCCGUUCAGAUACUCGAACCCACAACGACCUGUCGGGCGAGACUCUGCGUGGUUGACGUUUCUCAAACGAUACCUUUCCCACCGCAUCUAUACCCAGCCUAAUCUGCACCCUCUAUGUCCUGAGCAUCUCAUUCACCGUGCGGCUGACUGGCUAGGUAAGACGCUUAAUGAUAAAAGUGACACGGCAAGGCGAUACUAUAUCGACACGCUGUGUCAAGUUGGGUUUUGGGAGUACUGCUGCUGUUACGAACGCCUUCUGCCGCAGUACCCACCCUGCCUAUCUGUUGACGACUCGUCCAACUACAUCGAUUCUACGCCCAAUUACUCUGCUCUUUCUGAUGGAGACGCAGCUCUAAAACGUCUACUCCUCGAAGCAGCCAUCUAUCUCGGAGAUAUCGACUUGGCGAGAAAAUUUUACCAAUUAAAGCCAUGGGAAGGCUAUCAUAGUGGACUUGAAACCUCCCACGCCCACAUCGAUACUGCUGCUGCUCAGAGUGGUAUGGAUCGAAAUCGGCUUGCGCUGGUCCACGGGGGAGUAGAAAUGUUCAAGCUAGUCAACAAAGUAGAGUUUGGAAUUGAAACAAAAGACCAGUAUGUGGGCAUCUAUGAUCCAGCCGUCUUCAUGGAGUACGUGGUUAGGGCUUCACGAGAUCACGCGAGCACGGAUCGUAUCAACUUCCUCCUCGAUCUCGGAGCUCCAUGGGAUGACGACCCAACUUCUUACUGGAUGAAGUUUGAAUAUCCACAUGCAUUGAUCCAGGCUCCCACUCCAGAGAUAUACGAGCGAUUGAUUGCGAUACUGAGUCCAGAGAAGAAAGCGUUGUCCUUUUAUCGCGUCAAGCUCUGUUGUCGAAAGGAUAGUAUGAUUCUGCAACUGGAUCGCAGUGCGGGGGUAAAUAACCUGGUUAUGGUGAAAUACCACAUCGAUCAUGGCGGGGCGCCAUAUCUCAACAAUAUACAUACAGACUGCCAGGAGCGAUCUGCACGUUCGAACACACCGAGGGGAUACUGGCAACAAUGGCGACUUCACCCCCUCGUUCGCGCCGUCGAGGUCGGGAACCUGGAUAUGGUACGCCUCAUGCUUGAUCAUGGUGCGGAUCCCAACCAUAACCCGUUUAAUACACCGCUUAUGGCUGCAGUACGUCACCGUCAUCUCGGUAUUGCAAGACUGUUGAUAGAGCACGGUGCGGAUGUUAAUCUCGGGUCGACGCCGCCGGUUGUCCUGGCUGUCCAGCGAGAGGAUGUGGAGAUGUUGCAGCUCCUGUGGGGAAAUGGGGCGGUUAUCGAUAGGCCUGAGAUCGGAGGGAGGGCGAUGGCGGUGGUGGUGGAGGAGGGGCUGGAUUCGAUGCGUGAUCUGCUUGUUGAUAGGGGAGUGGAGAGGGAUGGGAUUUGGAAUCAUGUGCAAAGUGAAGAGGAGUUUGUUUUGGAGUUGAGGUAUCGGGAGGUUUAUGACGCGUAUAGAGAUUAUUAUUAG
Molecule: messenger RNA, 1674 nt
Organism: Glarea lozoyensis ATCC 20868
Lineage: Eukaryota; Fungi; Ascomycota; Leotiomycetes; Helotiales; Helotiaceae
Product: Ankyrin repeat-containing protein
Exons: 2
Coding region: 1-1674 (557 amino acids)
Cellular component (GO): cytoplasm; nucleus
Molecular function (GO): protein binding
Source: RefSeq, a predicted model, not a curated record